This is a messenger RNA of Topomyia yanbarensis, 2557 nucleotides long. RefSeq lists its product as uncharacterized. The transcript is spliced from 3 exons. The record is from RefSeq and is a predicted model, not a curated record. NCBI's taxonomy places the organism in Eukaryota, Metazoa, Arthropoda, Insecta, Diptera, Culicidae. The coding region runs from base 266 to 1348 and encodes 360 amino acids.
UCAAACAAAUGUUUAUCUCCAAAGAAUUCGCAUUGAUAAAACGAAAAAAGUGAAAAAUUGCAAACGCCCGCACAAACAAUUCCCUGCAGAUGCUAAAAAUAAUCGUGAAAUCAGUCUCAUCGACGCCAUCACCGCCAAACAUCCGCUGCAAAUUGCGUUCCGUGCUUGCAGGCAAGUAAAACAUCAUCCGCUGCUGCCUUGCAGACGCUCGCAAACGACAGAGGAAGAGGGUGUAGUACCUUCUUUUCUUUCACGGCGCAGUGGAAUGGACGGGCUGGACACGGCCAGCUUCGGCGAGCUGCAGGACAAGAACGAGAUUAUCCGGAAGUACAUCGAACAGCUGGAUCAGCUGAAACGGCUGGCUGCGUUGCGGGGCCGCAUCAGUGAAUCCGAAUUCAACAACUAUCUGGUUCGGCACUAUUUCCACAACAAUAACAUUAUCAAUUACAUAUUCGACAAGAAUACCAGUCGGAUUCUGCUCAAGACGGUUAUCGACCGGAAGAAGAAGAUUAUAAACUUCAUAUUCGUGCUGCUGACGCUGUUCAUCAUAUUUUCCUACAAACAUGAAGUGUCGACGGUAGUCUUGCGCAACAUACAGAGUUUUAUCUAUCCGGGAAUGCGGGUUUGGAGGAAGGUUACGGUGCCAAUAAUCGCUAGUUAUCCGUCGCUGACGGAGUACUACGACGAGAGCUGUCUGCUGACAAAUCCCUAUUUCCAAGUGGAAAACCUAAACUGUGAUCCCUGUGCGGACGUUGCCAACGUACUGGAUUUUACCAACGUCGACCAUGUCGCCGUCAAUUAUCCGUAUAUUUUUAAGACUCAGAAAGAACUAGUCGACAUCCAUCGGCUGCAAACGCUGUACGAGCAGCAUCGUGCCAUUUUCACCAAGGAUGCGUACAAAAUCCAUUCGACACACGAGCACAUCAGCAACUUGGAUGAUCUGUUCAAGCAAUUUAUGAACGCCAGCCAUCAGGUGGAGAGUCACAGCGUGUGGCGCUGUAACCGGAUGGCUCCGGCAAGGCUUUUGAGGGCACUUUUUCCCCGACCUGCACGACUUCCACCGACCGGGGUGAGUUUGGAGCGAUACCUGAUAGUGGAUACACCACAGGCGGCACCCUAUCGGAUUCCGGACGCCGAGUGUGCGAACAUGUUUGUGAUUCAGGGUUACGGCAGUAGGACGUUUCUCUUGCGACCUACGCAAGAGUGCAGGCAUGUCUGCCGAACGUUAUCGGUACGAUUACCGGCUAGCUAUGGGCUCAUCUACAACUGGUGGUACUGGAAGCCAAUUUCCUUACCAGAACAGUACGCUAAGUCGCCCUCCAUCAGCUAUAUCGGGUCAUAUUGUUGAGGCAAUAACGUGAAAUCAGCCAAAAAAAAACGAAAAUAUUUGCAAUGGAAAAAGUUGAGCGACGAAUCUUUCCAACCAACUCACCGAAAUUUUUCUUUGGGAGAUUUGUAUCCAGAUUGCGCAGGCCCCUAAAGCAUGUUGGUUCCAAUUGCGCAGCUCAAAACGAUUUAGGCAAACUAGCAACUAUUGUGUUUACACUUCACUAGUGUGAUUUGUUUACCGCCUGUACAUGUUACACAGGGCACUAAUAGCGGUGAAAGAAAUAAUGUCAAUCAGUAUUGCAACUGUCAAAAGUGUGCCCAAAAACAGUAAUACAUGUCUCAUAAGUAAGCGGAAUCUUUCUAGUGAACGGUAGCAUUUGCAGAAAAAGCUUUUCGAGAAACAUUUAUCAGUAAGCAUACCAAAAAACACUUAUAAGUUUAUCGUUUUUUUUGUUUGUUUUUUAAACUAAUUUAGUGCGUGUGUUUGAUAUUUCGUUAGCACUUUUGCAUUUAGUUCGUAAUUUACGUGUUAUUAUAGAUACGCUAUACAUAGAUAAGAAUUUUUCCAGUCUUCUUUUUUAAAACAUUUACAACGUACUUCCACUUCAAGGGUGUUUGCGUUCGGACGCCUUAGUAAGCUGCAUCCUUACAAAACUGACGACCCACACUGAGAUUCCUUAUUCGAAUUUUUAUUCCUGUGACUGACGCAAAUCUGAAAAAACUGCGAUAAUUUAGGUCCUGUUGUAUUUAUUUCGUAACCGAAGCCAAAACUAAUAAUUGACAUACUUAAACGGGGGAAGCAGUGAGUGUUAGUCCCAUAAAAAAGCAAGCUUCCCGAAACUAGAAAAACUUUGACCAUAAGAACCUGCCAUAACGAUUGUUCGUGAAAAUAAUUUGGUUUAGAAUUUUGCCCCCCGCUAAAUUGAUUGAUAGAUGUGCGAUGCGAUUGAUGUAAACCAGAUUGGAGUGAUUUGGGGGAAAUCGUGUUCCCCAGUGUCUCGAAACAGAGCAGGUCGUCAUAAGCAACAGCGGACGAUUGAUUAGUCAGAACGGAAAGGUAGUUAGCUGACGUGUUUAGGUGGAAAAAAUAGCUUUAUGUAAUGUAUUGUAAAACAAAGCACAUAUAUUUUUUGCUGUAUUACACAGAUAAAUUCCAGCAACAAGUAACAGUAUAAUGAAUACCGGUAACAGAGGAAAUUAAAACAAAUGUAUAUAACCGCUCAAAAAA